Molecule: messenger RNA, 3760 nt
Organism: Photinus pyralis (common eastern firefly)
Lineage: Eukaryota; Metazoa; Arthropoda; Insecta; Coleoptera; Lampyridae
Gene: inaE
Product: sn1-specific diacylglycerol lipase alpha
Exons: 11
Coding region: 420-3626 (1068 amino acids)
Biological process (GO): lipid metabolic process
Cellular component (GO): postsynaptic membrane; dendrite membrane
Source: RefSeq, a predicted model, not a curated record
AACACCUACUUGCGCAAAAACGUCGACGACGCCGAUUCCCGUUUCAUUUUGUUCGCGGCGUCGUCGUCUCGUACGAAAUUGUCGCUUCGGAACCAAUUUAAUAUACCAAAACUACGGACCUCCCGCUUUUUUUGUUUAUUUAUGUGUUGUUCGCGUGCGAGUGACGUGCGCGCCUAGUUUCACGUGUCGAUAUAAAUGAAUAAGUGCAUCUGCAAUUGAUUUUCGGCACCCCCUUGCGAUUGCGAAGCGCCCCCAAGUUCAAAUUCAGAUCAAUGGUUUCAACGUUUCGAAAAGACUGACUCGAGUGUCAAAAGGAUGUCCUGCUAGCGGCGAACGCGCAAAAUGUCUCCGCCGAGCGUUCACCGUCGUCGUAGCGCAGUAAACAGUUCCGUAGGAUGCCGUAGGAGAAUAAGUUAGCUAUGCCUGGCUUAACCGCGUUCAAUCGAAGGUGGAGUGUUGGAUCUGACGAUUUCGUUCUACCCGGCGCCAUCUUAUCGCUAUUUCACUUAAUAUGUGCCCUAAUUCUAACGGGUGUGCUGUGCCUAACUGACUUUAAAAACUCGGAUCACUGCGUACUUGAAUUAUGGAUAUUUAAUAUCGUUUACCUGUCUAUAGUCCUGUUAUGUUUAAUGUUAGAGUUUUAUAUGUCGUGCGUAUCAUACAAGGGGAGUAUUUUAAAUACCGAGCCACGAAGUGCUGUCAAAUAUAUACUGUAUGUUAGGUUAUUGAUUCUCAAUGGAGAGAUGGUUGUUCUCGGGUACGGAAUUUACUGGACGGCCGUCAACUAUCAUACCUGUCCUGUUAACUAUGCCAAAACAGUAUUUUUAGUUUUAAUUACACUGAACUGGUUUACUAUAAUAUGUAUACUUGUAAAUAUAUGGUGCGCCUACGAUCCCGCCGGCAGGUCGUGGGUGAAAAUGAAAGCGUAUCAGAGAUCCAUGCGGGAAUCGGAAUCGAAGUAUCAAUACAAACGGUCCGGUAGUACAAGAAAUUGGAGGCAAAGGAAGGUUAUGAAAGCGUACCAGGACAGCUGGGAUCAGCGAUGCCGCCUUUUAUUUUGUUGCAUGCGUGCUACGGACACGAACCGCAACUCGUUUAGAGAAAUAGCAAGACUGCUGUCGGAUUACUUUCGCGAUUUAGAUGUUGUGCCGUCCGACGUCGUGGCCGGCAUUAUUUUAUUGAGAAUAUACCAGAAGAUCGAGAGGAGGGCGAUCAUCGAAAGGCGGAAGAACGACACGUACGAGUUCCUUUCGGGCGUGCCCGUGACGUCGAGUACCAAAUUCUUGUCGCUUCAGGAGGGCGGGGCCGACCUGGAGCUGUUCCAGACGGUGAUCAGGUACGUGCACUUCGCCGUCAGAGCGUACGGUUGGCCAAUGUUCGUCAUGACCAACAAGAUGGGCUUGUGUCACAUCUGCUCGAACGCCUCGUGCUGCUUUCCGAACGUGCGUAACGGCGUCGAGGUGGUCGAAGAUAACUGCUGCAACUUCAACCGUGCCGCUUUACAAACACUGUCGGAGUUUGGCAACAUUGAGAUUAUCUACGCGACGUACCACGUCGACAUCGGAAAGACGCCGUUCUUCAUCGCUCUGGAUUACGACCGUGAGAAAAUCGUGAUCAGCAUUCGAGGAACGCUGAGCAUGAACGACAUUCUUACCGAUCUCAACGCGGAAGCGGAACGAAUUCCUGUUGAACCGCUGCAUGACGACUUCCUCGGACAUAAGGGAAUGGUGUCCGCUGCUGUGUACAUAUUGGAAAAAAUUAGAUUAGAAAAGCUACUCGAACGAGCUCACAACUACCGUACCUUUCUCGGCACUAAGGAUUACGACCUGGUGAUCGUGGGCCAUUCUUUGGGAGCCGGAAUCGCGAGCAUACUAGGAAUCAUGCUGCGAAGGGAGUAUCCCAAUUUAUCUUGCUAUUGCUAUUCGCCGCCAGGUGGACUCUUAAGCAUGGCUGCAAUGGAGUACACCAAGUCCUUUACAACGGCGGUAGUUUUGGGCAAAGACGUCGUGCCAAGAUUGGGACUCAACCAAAUGGAGGCGCUUCGUGCAGAUCUCAUUAAUGCAAUCAAGAGAAGUGUAGAUCCAAAGUGGAAAAUAAUUUCGUGCGGCGUGAUGUGUUGCUGUUGCGCGAUCGAGCCGACUUCCGCCACGGAGCUGUCAACGGCCGACCAAGUGAUGGCCGAUUACAUACAGGAGAAGCAGCAAACUCGAACGACAGGGGGCGUCCAUCCCUCCGACAGCACGAUCGCCCUCACGCGGCAUCCGCCGAUGUAUCCGCCAGGUCGUGUCAUCCACAUCGUCCGGCACCACCCCACCAAGGACGAACAAAAAUAUGAAAAGUCAUGGAGGAAGGCGCUGUCGGGGAACGAUCCUGUUUACCAGGCGAUUUGGGCGGAGAACACGGAUUUCGAUGAGGUUCUCAUCUCGCCGGUGAUGAUUCAAGAUCACAUGCCCGACACGUUACUUACGGCACUUAAUAAGGUUGUAAUCAACAUGGGACCAAGAAAACCUCGCCGUCUGAACUUGAAUGACGUCUGGAACGAGUACAAGACUCAGCAGGAAGUGGCAGAGCGGCAGAAUGUGUGCUUGGAGACUUGCUUCACCGCCUUCCCCGAGACUGCGGUUUUUCCGCCCAAAGUGGAACCGAUCAAAAGACUAGUGCAUAAGGUCGAAAUCGCCCGGAAGAUGCUGGCGCCCCUCGCUCAACCGGAGUACUUCUCUGACACUUCCAGUCUCACUUCCAACAACAGCAAUUUGGAACCGGCCCCUGAAAACCCCACCAUCGCCGAUUCGCCACAGGUCAUCCUCGCCAUGAGGAGAACCCCGAAGAUCAUCGGCAACCUCAGCACCUGCGACGACGACAUCCGAAACGUGAAAACCUUCGAGAAGUUGGCCAAGGCGAGCCACACCGACAAGUCGAAUUCGAGCAGCAACGUUAGCAGCACAUCCGGUUUCAGUGGUAGGACGAACUGCUCGAACGAGCACGAACACUUCGUGAGUUUAGGUAGUUGCUCGUGGCAGCGUUCGUGCGAUAGUGAACAGGUGAAGAGCACGUCGCUCGCAGAAGACCUUCUCGAGGAAAUCUUGGAGUACGCCGAGUGCGCCGAGUUUUUCAAAUCGGACAGCCUCCUCACCGACUACGGCGAUCAGCUCGUCGACGGCGACACCACCCUGAAACUGCCCACCCUCCGAUUCUCCGAAACCUCCCACUCGCCGCUGAUCCUCUCACCCUCCUCCCUCGACAUCGACCCCGACGUCAUAUCGAACUACGCGAUCGACCUGAAUCUCGAACAGGAGCACAGGUCGCUGCUCUCCUACCAGAAUCUCCACUCCUCCAUACUGAAGGUUCAGGGUAACAGCUGCAACGGUUCGAACUCGCCCCUGUGUUCAAAAACGGUCACGUUCAAUCCCGAAGUGCUCAGCAUUGACGACAAGGUCGAACAGGCCGAGACCGGAAAGGAACGGUUCAGACUCUGGACGUAUAUACAGUCCCAUUUCGCGAAAAGAUCGAAACACUCGAGCGCGGAGGUUUCGUCCAAUAACGUAUCGACAAUUAGUAGUAGAUCCGAUAAGUGCAGCGUCGAGCCUUUGCUCGACACGUUCAAAAGUGACAGUGAGUACACCUAGUGCUCUAUUUUUUGAGUCGACCAUUUUAUGUCUUAGUUAAUACGUCUACUAACUGUGAUUUGUAAUAUAAAGAUAUAUUUAAUAAUUGUUUGAUAUAUCCAAGUUUAUCGUUUAAAUAAUAACCAUAAUUUUUG